UUUAGCCGCAGCAAGGCGAUUCAACUUUUGUAAUCCCAGUAUAGGUACCUAAAUUUAUAUUUUUGAUAAAAUAUCCAUAAAAUAUCAGUUGAAGCAAGAAAUUUCGAGUGUGCAAUAAAGUGUUGAAUAUAUCGUAAAUGUAGUCGUGCUGGAUAUUUUUUUUUACGUAAAUUAUUAGAGUGUAACCUUCAUUAUGGAAGGUAUUGGCGAUACAAAUGUGAUAGAAUUGGACGAACCACCGAAAUGGGGCCUUAAACUCGCUCUUGAUCAUGAAUUUCCUCUCCAUACAAAACAACUUAUAAUACCAAGACCAAAUCAAAUUCUUGAUUUGAUGCCACUUACUGCCAGAUAUGUAAAAUAUUACUGUGCUCGAAGAAUGCAGAAAAAACGACCCAUCAUGAACUACUUUCACAUGGUAUCAGCACAAAGAAUGUAUGGUUGCCCAAUAGGUGGUAUAGGUGGUGGUACCAUCGGCAGAGGCUUUAAGGGAGAAUUCUGUAGGUUCCAAUUGUACCCUGGCCUUUAUGAGUAUGUAACUGUACCGGAAUGUCAAUUUAUUGUUAACAUUAGAAAUGAAAAGAAUGAAACCAUUUUCCAGUCAGUUUUAUCGACUUAUGAUAAGCCAAAAAAAGCUCCCUCUACAUGGGAAUGGAACCUGAAGGGAUCGGAUUGUGAAUAUACAGCUUUAUAUCCUAGAGCAUGGACAACUUAUGAUCUCACAAAAUAUGGUGUUAAAUUGGUCUGUCGUCAAAUAUCACCUGUUAUUCCUCACAAUUAUAAGGACUCCAGUUUACCCUGUGCAGUUUUUGUAUUUUCUGCUAAAAACGUCAGUAAUGAACGUCGAACAGUUAAUAUUACUUUUACUUGGACAGAGGUUCUUGCUGGUCCAAAUAAACGUAAAAAUUCAGCGAAGUUGGAUUUGGAGAGGUAUUCCGAAGAUAAUACGUGCGGAGUGACUUUGGAACAAAAAAUUUGCGAUACACCAAUCACCUUCACGAUAGCUAAAAAUAAAAAAGACAAUGAAACAAUACACGAAGGGUAUUGCUUGUGGAAUUCGACAAAGGGCUCCAAUUACGUAUGGGAUUGUAUUAAAAACAAUGGCAAGUUACAACCGGAUCCCAGUCAAACGCCUACACCGCCUAAAACAACUGACAAGGAUCCCAAAAAGGAUGAUAAGGAGAAACCAAAGAAGAUUUAUAAAAAUGACUCUGUGGGACUUUCAAACACAAUGACGUUGGAUCCCGGUGGGUGCGGCCUUUCUGAGUUCUGCCUUGUAUGGGAUAUGCCCACAAUUAAAUACAAGAAAGAUAGGAAAAUACAUAGAAGAUAUUAUACAAAGUAUUUUGGUAGCGACGGCAUAGCCGGUGCGAGCAUAGCUGCGUACGCGCUUAGGAAUUAUAGAAAUUGGGAGAAGCAACUCGCAGAGUGGCAAGACCCUAUAUUAAAUAACAGCAAUAUACCUGACUGGUUAAAAAGUGCCUUAAUGAAUGAGCUUUAUUUCGUGGCCGAUGGUGGGACUAUUUGGUUCGAUGUUAGCGAGGAAUACCCUGAGACUGACCCUAGACGUGAUUUUGGCGUGUUCGGAUAUUUAGAAGGACACGAAUAUAGAAUGUAUAAUACAUACGAUGUACAUUUUUACGCUUCGUUUGCCUUAGCACAAUUAUGGCCUAAUUUACAAGUAGUCUUACAAUAUAUGUACCGGGACGCGAUAGUUUUAGAAACAACGCAACAGAGACAGUCUCUGUAUAAUGGGAAAUAUGUGAAAUUUAAGAUUAAGGAAUCAAUUCCGCACGAUCUAGGAGAUCCAGAGGAUAUACCAUUUACCCAUAUAAACGCAUACAACAUACACGACGUAUCCGAAUGGCGUGAUCUCAACCUCAAAUUCAUUCUUCAAGUGAUGCGAGAUUAUAGACUACUCAGAGCUCAUAGUGCGCCUUUUCCAAGUGAAAGAUACCAAUCUAUGGCCUUCAUUGAUGAUGUCAGAGAGGGCACUGAAGACGAUCUAUAUACAAGAUCCACAGAACAACCGGAGGAAAAAUCCCCGGAUGUAUCCGUAGACUUAUCCACGGAUCCUUUGCCCGCGCCAAAUAAAGAAGAAAUGCCGGAUAUACUUGACCUCCUUUAUAGAAGUUCUGAAGUAGUCCCCGAAUGUCAUGAAAUAGUGGAACCAAGGGAAACGGCUACUACGUGGAAUUCUAAGCAAUAUUUGUCGGACAUGUACCCAUCCUGUGCGGCUUUGUUGCGCAAAGCCCACUUAUGGGACAAAGAUGGCGACGGUCUCAUCGAAAAUGGCGGAUUUCCCGAUCAAACUUACGAUGCGUGGGUCAUGUCGGGGCCUAGUGCAUAUUGCGGUGGUCUAUGGGUAGCAUCAGUAAGCGUAGUUCGCGCCAUGGCGCAUAUCCUUGGAUUCGAGGAAGAUGAGAGAGAGUUCUCGAAGCUUCUAGAACAAGCAAAAACAUCAAUGACUGAUAAACUGUGGAAUGGCAAUUAUUACUUGUUUGAUACUAAAGCAUCGAACAAAAAUGUCGUAAUGGCUGAUCAGUUAGCUGGUCAAUGGUUCCUCCGUGCAUCCGACUGGACGGACGAAGUAUUCCCCGAUGCAAAUGUAAAGAAAGCUCUACAGACUAUCUACGAUAAUAACGUCCAAAAGUUUCUCAAUGGCCGAUGUGGUGCUGUCAACGGAUACGUGGUAGGGGCCAGAGGACAUAUUGAUACUACCGCGUUACAGAGUGAAGAAGUGUGGACCGGAGUCACGUAUGGGCUGGCGGCGCUUAUGAUUUAUGAAGGCAUGCACGAACAGGCGUUCGCAACAGCGGGCGGGUUACACAACACGCUCACCAAAAUGGGUUUAUCCUUCGAAACCCCCGAAGCAUUAUAUGAGAAUGGAAACCACAGAUCCAUUGCGUACAUGCGACCAUUGUCCAUAUGGUCGAUGUACCAGGCGAUCAUAGCUAGACCACCUCCUAGAGUGAAUGUGCCUAAUGGACAUGUACACGAAACGGCUAAAUCGCGGUUAUAGUGAAUGCUGUUGAAGUGGAGCGGGUGAUGAAGGAUCCUUUUUAAAUGAAAGUUUUGAGUAAAACUUCGUCAAAUUAUUUUAUUUAUUUAUUUAUUUAUAACACUUUACUAUGCUAGUUAUACAAAUAACAUAAAACUAAAACUUAUAGCUAAACUAGCACAGAGGGCGGCCUUAUCACUAAAGAGUGAUCUCUUCCACGUCAAAUUACUGACGUAUCUAUCGAAAAUUUGGACUAAAUUCAGCCUAACGGCUUAUAGACUUGAAAAUAUGACGCGUGUUGACAUUUUUAUAAUUUUUUUAACCAAUAUGAAAAAAAAUCUAGGCUACUAAGAAUCACGUCUUUUCUUACCAUCUAAAGACACGUUUCAAUUCUUUCAGUAUUUUAAAUAUGGAUUCACUUCAUCACCCGAUAUACGGAAUAAGUAUACUUACAGUAUUUUUGAAAGUGCAAUAUUAUUUUUACACUCGAAGUGAAUGUUACCUGUGUGUCAAAUAAAAUAUUGUUCACUUA
This is a messenger RNA of Colias croceus (clouded yellow), 3530 nucleotides long. Its product is annotated as non-lysosomal glucosylceramidase. NCBI's taxonomy places the organism in Eukaryota, Metazoa, Arthropoda, Insecta, Lepidoptera, Pieridae. The record is from RefSeq and is a predicted model, not a curated record. Gene Ontology annotation, cellular component: membrane. Gene Ontology annotation, molecular function: glucosylceramidase activity; beta-glucosidase activity. The transcript is spliced from 16 exons. Gene Ontology annotation, biological process: carbohydrate metabolic process; glucosylceramide catabolic process. The coding region runs from base 194 to 3019 and encodes 941 amino acids.